Cetraspora pellucida is the source of this 648-nucleotide messenger RNA. The record is from the annotation of a GenBank genome assembly. NCBI's taxonomy places the organism in Eukaryota, Fungi, Glomeromycota, Glomeromycetes, Diversisporales, Gigasporaceae.
AUGAAUACACCCACUUCUGUAUCAGAUAUUCUUAAUCAAAUUCUCAAUUCAUGUUGCAUCUGCCAAGAACUAAUUAAAAAACCAGUCACUGUCUUGGAAUGUGAUCAUAUCUUACAUUUCAACUGUGCUAUUGAAUUUUUUGUAAUUAGUGAAAAUAUUACCUGCCCUGUUAAAAAUUGCCAAAAUCGAAUUAAAAAUAUAGAAACAGUUGAAAAGGAUAUUGAUCAAGCUGAAGAAUUACUCGCUCACUCAGAAAGAAAUGUGGUUCAUGCGAAAAAAGAAGUCAUCUUGUCUUAUUAUCAGUUCGGAAAAGCAGAUGCAGAAAAACUUAAAGAGUUACUAAAGAUAUCGAUCCCUCUACGCAUAGCACAGAGUAAGAUAAUUGCUGAAGUUAAGAAAUUACUUCCCAGUGGUACUUCUAUUAAUAUUAUAAAGAGAAGAAUUGCUACAGCUCGAAAGAUUUAUGAUAUCUUCAGCACAAUUGGUGAGGAUAAGAUCCAACGAAUCAGAAAUUUCAGUGCAUCAAACUUCGAUGUAUUGCAGAGCAAUGACCCAAAGGGUCUUAAUUCUGGUACAAAUUCAUUAGAGUUGAAUUAUACAAUUGAUGUAUUAUAUAUGGAUGAUACAGAGAUAAUAUUAGACAAAUAA